CGAGGGUAAGAGAAGCUACAACAGACCGACGUCCUCACUUGACAACUCACAGGCGUAGAGCUUAAAACCAACGCAGGGCAGUGCAAGUUCAUCAAACUAGUUUUCGCAGUUGUAGGAUUACAUACUCACACAAGCUCGUGAAAAUGUUCAAGAACACAUUUCAGAGUGGAUUUUUGUCCAUACUUUACAGUAUCGGUAGCAAACCAUUACAAAUAUGGGACAAGACGGUCCGAAAUGGGCACAUCAAACGAAUCACUGACAAUGAUAUCCAGUCCUUAGUUUUAGAGAUUGUUGGAACAAAUGUCAGCACCACAUUUAUCACAUGUCCAGCAGACCAAAAGAAGACACUUGGCAUCAAACUUCCAUUUUUGGUGAUGAUCAUCAAGAACUUGAAGAAAUAUUUCACAUUUGAAGUUCAGGUAUUAGACGAUAAGAACGUGAAGAGGCGAUUCAGGGCAAGCAAUUACCAAAGCACGACACGUGUCAAACCUUUCAUCUGUACCAUGCCCAUGAGACUGGAUGAUGGCUGGAACCAGAUUCAGUUUAACUUGUCAGACUUUACGAGAAGAGCUUAUGGAACAAACUACAUUGAGACGCUUAGAGUACAGAUUCAUGCCAACUGCCGUAUCAGGAGGGUUUACUUUUCGGACAGAUUAUACUCAGAAGAUGAAUUGCCUGCGGAAUUCAAGCUUUAUCUCCCUGUUCAAAAACCAGCAGCCGGAAUGGCGAAGUAACAACGGACAUUAUUAUAAAUUUGUUAUUUACAUGAAUCGAAAAAAAUUUUUUGUAUGAAAUUGUUGACAGAGGAAUAAUCUCCUCCAAACUAAAUUAUAACUGCCAUGAAAACACUGUGCCACUGUGAAAGAGUGAGUGGCUAUAUGACAUAGCAGGCAAAUCAAAAUUUGGUCUGUGCUGGCGAGACCUAAAAACAUCUGAAAAUUUUCGCAUUGUGUAUUGUUGAUUGAAUCAUGUUGGAUUAAAAUAAGUGAAGUAUUCAAGCUACAUGGCUGUGUUUUCAUAUUGUGUAGAUAUCAACUGACAUGGGCAGAUAACUCCUGUGUCAGGGGGGAUAACUGAGAAUGCUACUGAGGAGCGUUGUAGGUGGUACAAGCAUUUGAUCGAAAUGGUGGAUCAUCUUGAACCCAAAAAUGAUCAGCUUUGUAAAUUAUAUUGCCAACGAGGACACUGCAUGCAGCACUGAUGCAAUACACAUGUCUGCAGCAUUGGGUGGGGCAGGGAAUAGGUUAUAAUUUAUUACACUCUAGAACCAGAUCUGACAAUUAAUUGCUGUCAUAAUACACAUAAAAUUGUACUUUAAUCCCAUCUGUAAUGUGUAAUUUGCAUUUUGUAAUCAGCCAUUUCAUGUUGAAUAUCUUGAUAUUGUAAAUACUUC
This is a messenger RNA of Liolophura sinensis, 1393 nucleotides long. Its product is annotated as cilia- and flagella-associated protein 20. The record is from RefSeq and is a predicted model, not a curated record. Lineage: Eukaryota; Metazoa; Mollusca; Polyplacophora; Chitonida; Chitonidae. The transcript is spliced from 5 exons. The coding region runs from base 144 to 734 and encodes 196 amino acids.